Messenger RNA from Seminavis robusta, 3842 nucleotides. The record is from the annotation of a GenBank genome assembly. NCBI's taxonomy places the organism in Eukaryota, Bacillariophyta, Bacillariophyceae, Naviculales, Naviculaceae.
AUGGCUGACUUUGGAUUGACGUACAACUAUCAAGAUGAAGGCUACAGUCAAUGGGCGAAAAACAGUGACUUGGAAAGUCUACCAGAUGUUGGAAACCAGGGGUUAGACUACAAUACCGGUACCGGCAACUGGAACACCACUGCUCAAAUUGGGCAGCACUACGUGCAGGCUCCCGUCAACACAGUUCCCAUCAAUGGCGGCUACCAGUACCAACAGAACCCGGGUUACAACGUCAUGUACCAACAGAACCCGGGUUACCAGCAGUACCAACAAGAUGCUGGGUACCAGUACCAACAAGAGGUAGGUCAUCAGUUCCAACAAGGUUACCAGCACCACCAGGAAGCGGGUUAUCAGCAACAACAGGAAGCGGGUUAUCAGCAACAACAGGACGUGGGUUACCAACACAACCAACAGGAGCCGGGGAAUCAGUACCAACAGCAACAGGGUGCGGGUGUCCAGUACCAACAGGAAGCGGGGUGCGAACAGGAGGCGGGUGUCCAACACCAAGAAGAUCCGGCGGAAGUAUUUUUCGACAUUGACCAAAGUGCUCGCAGCGCCUCGAGUGACAUUACAGAAUCGGAGUUUGGCGGGUUCGGAGGUGAAGGAGCCGAUCAAGGAGAUGACGAAGAAGAUGCCAUUAUUGGAGCGAUGCUGAAAGACCGAGCGUCACACGAAGACGAGGCCAAGCAGAAGCGAGUGAACAAUCGAGACGCGUCUGGAUCAGGAACAACUGAGGACAACAAGGAUCAAGACAUGGAAGAUGAAAGUGACCGCAAUGACAGAGGUGAUCCCCUUGCCGCUGCUGUUCGGAGAGAGAGGAGGAAGAGCGGAGUAGGAAUGCCUUUCAUGCGUACUGUUACCAACAGUUCUCGAGACCAGAGUGUGAAAACAAGUCGAAGCGGCAAUGACAAAGGUGAUCCCCUUGCUGUUGCUGUUCGGAGGGAGAGGAGGAAGAGCGGAGUAGGAAUGCCUUUCAUGCGUACUGGUACCAACAGUUCUCGAGACCAGAGUGUGAAAACAAGUGUAAAGGGACUGCCCUUGAUGCGUACUGGUACCAACAGUUCUCGGGACCGGAGUGUGAAACCGAUUGGAAGCUUGGAUGACGGAGGUGGAGCCAUUGCUGCUGCUGUUCGCAGGGAGAGGAGGAAAAGUGGAGUGGUACCUCCUUUGAUGCGUACUGGUACCAACAGUUCGCAAGAUCGGAGUGUAAAACCAAUUGGAGAUGAUGACGAUGAAGCUCGAGAGGCUCCAAAGGUCACUCGGAGACAAAGCUUUCGGCAACUGAUCAUCAAUACUCAACCUGAUACAGAAUCAAAAGAAGAUAGUCCUGACAAUGCUCCUCGAGUGAAGCGAAGCCAAAGCUGCAAGAGUCUGUUAAAGAGUAAAGAUGAAUCUGUACCACUCAAGAGAAGAGGCAGCUCCAGGAAUCCCAUGAGGGCAGCGAAUGCUGGAGAAGACCCUCUACUAAUCAAAAGAAGAGGCAGCUCCAGGAACCACAUGAAAGCAGCGAAUGCUGGAGAAGACCCUUUACCAAUCAAAAGAAGAAGUAGCUCCAGGAACCGCAUGAAAGCAGCGAAUGCUGAAGAAGACCCUUUGCCAAUCAAGAGAAGAGGUAGCUCUAGACACCUAAAGAAGGCCAGCAGCGGGAGGUCCCUUUGCACCACUGGCAGUGAAGAUGGAGCACCACCUACGAAAAGGACAAGCACCGAUGUCACCCGCCGACCCAGGAGAAAAGGAAAAUCUCCUAUGAACAGCGGCAGCACCAGGGGUCUCAGGACUAGAGAGGGUGUCACCCGAGAGCCUCCUGCGCGGGCAUGUAGCUCGAGAGAACCUCGGCCCAUCGAAGAAGCCGAAAGUCUUCGCAAAAUUGCCCAGCUCAAAAAGAGACAUGCGGUAUCAGACCCGGCUCUCACGAAGGAGGAAGAUAAGAGCGUCCGGCGCAGUCUAUCCUCUGCUUCGACACAAGAUGAAGAACGUGGAGGUGACAAGAAAGGUGGCCCUAAUGCCAAGUGGGAGGCCAAGGGCGAGAAGAAGCACAUUUCUCAUAGAAAGUCCAUCUCGGGAAACCUAGUAGGAAUGCUGGGAUCGUUUGGCGCCUCUCUCAAGGGCAAGAAGAAAAACAAGUCAAAGGAGGAGCCCGAGGAGGAGCCAGAAGAGGAAUCUAAGCGGGAUUUCGAGGAGUCUGAGAAAGAAGCUGCCACGGCAACACUGAAGCCUAGCGGAUCUUGCACAUCUAUCGCCAGUUUAGCUUCUCAGAGCACUCGCCGGUCCAAGCCAAGGGUUCGCCGUUCAAGCAGCAGGAAGCCAGGGCGAAAGGAUCGUCCCUCAAGGCGAGAUAGUGGCCGAAGCCUUCAUUCCGAAAGGACGGGAAACUUUUCUUCGAAAUCAAGGGCGCAAAACGGCUCUGACCAAGCCCCUCGCAAGGAAGAGCGAACGAUUAGCACGCAAGAAAGAGAGGAAGAGACCGAGGCAACCAAGGCUAGUGAUGGUACAACUUCGUUGAUCCCUAUGCAAAUCUCAGUGUCUUCUUUGCUUGACGAAUCAUCUGCAGCGGACGUCGUCUCGCUUCAACAAUCGACUAUCAGUGGCUUAGACGAGGGAACCAUUGUCCUCACACCCGAAGAGAUGAAACAUUGGCGAUGCACCUGUGGUGAGGUCAAUGAAAAGCUGUACAAGUUUUGUGGAAUGUGUCGUGAAGCCCAGAAAUGGACAUGUGCUAUGUGUAGGUUUGAGCACAAUAAGUGUCGUUUCCAAUACUGUGGAGAAUGUGCAAGUCCCAAGAUGGUUCUGAAGGUAGACAGAUCAAGAAUUUUGCCACAAGACAGUGACGACCUUGGUGUCUCCCAAUGCGCUGCGGCGUCGUAAACUGCACAUGAUUAAUUAUUACGAAAGAAUGUACCAAUUAAGAUUUCAAAUGUAUCGCAACAGUGAAUGGUGUCCUCAUGAUAGUCGCCGUGUCGAAGCGACACGGACAAUGCACUAUCUUGCUAGCCAACAAAUAUCUUUGUGGAAGUGCUUUCGGAUAGAUAGAUACCCAGCAUUUGCCGAUAACCAGCCAAGGGUUUGCCAACGCAACAGGCAGCCACCGUGAGCUAGCUAGUCCUCUGUGGCUGGAAACCCAACUGCAUGCAUGAUGCUUGGAGCACAUUAUUCAGACCAAUGAUCAGGAGUCCGGACGGUACUUUGGCAUUCAGCCAGCCACAACUCAACCACUCAAGCCUGUUUGGAUACCCCCCCGUCAACCCGAUGCCCGAUUUGGUUGGAGCCAAUGUAUGUAUGUAGUGUGAAGCAAACAGUUUUCUGGCUCUGUUGAGAGCCCAUGUCUCCCAGCAUGAUGGUAGACAUAUGGCUAUGAGACCCAGCUUGAUGGUCUAGAAUACACGGUAAUGGAAUCACCAUCACCGUUAGUUGUGGUAGGAAGACCACUACACGUCUUGUAGGCUCUCCCCUUCCCAGUGGCAGCCAGGUCUUCAAACCCACUUUUCUGCAGCAAAGCCAAGUUGAUCUACCAGCUAGACUGGAAAGGGAGUUCCAGUCAAAUUUUGAGAGAGGGGAAGAUGUCUGCACCAAAGGUUUGCUGGUCAGUAGAUGCCCCCCUUGGCAGGCCAAUGUGUCCAUCUGAGCUGCGUCCUGUGUCCUGUGGUGGCAUCUGGACUGGUUGACAUCUCCAGUGAUGUACUCCAGUUCUCCAAGCUGUAAACGUGUUAGCUUACCUAUGCGAGAGUACCCAACGGUGUAGUGCGGUUCAUCACAGGUUCCUGUAUUCAAAGAGCUAGUGAAUCGGUGGUUGGGUGCCAUAGGCACAUCAGACCUAAUGAGUUGUAAAGAGAGCUAUAUGGAAC